This is a messenger RNA of Owenia fusiformis, 2376 nucleotides long. The record is from the annotation of a GenBank genome assembly. NCBI's taxonomy places the organism in Eukaryota, Metazoa, Annelida, Polychaeta, Sabellida, Oweniidae.
AAAACUAUCUUCAUGAUCUUUUUAUUGGUAUUCUCUCAAAACACCUGCAUGACUCUUAACUAGUUCUAUAUUUAAAUCUAGAUCUUAUUUCACAUGACAUGUAUGCGUUUAACAUGAUGCAUCGCGGCAAUAUACGUGUUGCCAUUCUAGUCGCAGUGCUGGCAGUUCUAGUGUCUGAUGGUUUUGCUGGCCAUACUUAUAAACCUUGCAGGAGAAUAUGCAAAAGGGAAGAACUAAGAAGAAAAUGCAAAAAUAUUUGUGCACUUCAACAGGGGUACACAUGUGGUGGUGGCUGUUGGAAAAGAUGUCUUGGAGAUGCCGGUGUGCCUCCAAAAUUCGCGCUAGAACCUUGCAUGCAAAAAUGCACAAGAUCGGCAGGUUCUACAUCUCCUACAGAAAAAUGUAUUCCAAUAGACAUAGCCGUGAUAGGUGGUGGAAUAGGUGGCGCAUAUGCAGCCUGGAAGUUAAAGGAAAGCAAACAGUCCAUACACUUAUUUGAAUAUUCCAACCGAAUAGGAGGGCGUGUAUACAGCCGAAAACUACCGGGUAUUGACUACAGAUUGGCUGAGAUGGGAGCAAUGAGAUUUUUCCCAGCAGUGGAAACUAGGGAGGGCACGCGGGGCCAUGUGUUUGUCACCAACGCUAUAGAAUCUCUUAAACUGGAAACCAUGGAUUUUCAAGACUACAGUGGUGAUUUUAAGUCAAACAUCCAGAAUAACACUUUUCACCUCAGAGGAAUGCAUAUGAAAUAUAUUGACCUGGGUAGUUCUAGAGUACCUUACAACUUGUACCACGAUGAGAUUGGAAAAUCCUCAAUCCAACUACGCAGGAAAAUAUACGAAGCUAGCGUACCAAAUUCCGAUUCUGGUGAUAAGAAACUAGAUAAAGAUGGCAUUGAAUUAUUUAAACAAAGAUAUGACAGAAUUUGGCGCAAAUAUGGUGGCUCGAUUGAAGCGAUAGAAUAUGUCUCAGACGUUUUGGGGUUUGAUGUCUCUGAAGAAAAUGCAGCGUCUAAUGUACCUGUAGGACCUUCUGAAAAACCCUAUGAUGAGAUAAGGGUCAAAACACUCAGAAAUGGAAUGAGUGCUCUCCCUUUGACAAUGAUAAAACAGUUUGAAGAAAACAACUCAGAAAGGCAUAAGGUGCACAUGAACCAUAAGUUGAUACGCAUAGAAAAGCAAGGGGAGAAUGAGCUGUUAACAUUCCAAAAAACAACAACCAGCAACUAUAUCACAUCGGACACCAAGGAACAAGCUACCAUUUGUGCUAAACGUGUAAUCCUAGCUCUACAUAGAGAUGCUCUCAUGGAAAUCGACUGGCAACCUCUCAAAAAUCAGAAAUUUAUUGACUCUCGGCUUAAUGCUGUCUAUGGACAAGAUGCAUUAAAAAUGUAUCUUGGCUAUGAGGAGCCAUGGUGGGAGAAACUAGGAUUCACAACAGGGAGGGCUGUCUCUACGCUUCCUGUCAGACAGAUGAUUUACAAGGGCAAGGGGAAACCCACCUCCUAUACAUCAAAAGACGUUAACAGUAAAUCAAUGAUGCUAGUGUACUCACCUUAUCCGCAUGCUUCAUUCUGGGAUGACUCGUUGUUAGAUAGUCAUCUGUUAGCCACACCGCUAGCAACUAACAUGCUUGCUAGCGAGUACAACAUAUCAGAGACGAUUUUAGCAGAGGCCCAUAACCAGAUUGCAGAGGUACACCAAUUACGACCUGAAGACCUAGCAAAACCGUACACAGGUGUAAUGCAUUAUUGGAAACAAGGUGGACCCCGAGGGUCAGCAUUCUAUUCCUGGAAGGGUGGUGCUGACUGGGAAAACAUUUCUAAACAAAUGAUCAAACCCAUUGAGGACGAAAACGUACACAUCGUUGGAAGCUGCUAUAGUACACAUCAACAUUGGAUUGAGGGAGCUCUGACCUCAGUGGAAGAACUAUUAAAUAUGCAUUAUAACCAGCAAAAUGAUACCUGGAUUGAGAACAAAAGGGUAGACAGGCGUAGACGCGGUGUCUACUCCAGAGAAUAUGAAAACAUUCCUCGAUGGACCUAAACUUGAAAUAGAGUAUUUUGAAACUGACAUGAAUUAGAUGUAUUCUUCUUUUGGAUAUCCACCAGCUAUCCCCUCACCAGCAUUCCAUCAUCCUUAUGGUUAGCAUACUAUUGAUUAGAUAGCAUUAGUUCGACAUUGAUUGACCAUUACAAUAAAACUGCAAUCCUAGAUAAUUUCGAAACUCUGAAGACUUUCUUACUUAAAAAAAUGUGCUAUCUUGGCCCAUUUAUUUUUGCACAUCGUCUCAUAUCCUAGGUCUAAAUUCAUAUAAUUAAAAAUUAAAAAUAAUUAAAUAGUUUAUUGAAACAGAGUUUAUAAUAUUGUAUUUGAA